ACGCGGCUGCACGGACCGCCAAUGCUGCUGCCUCCCGGAGCAGAGGGAGGCAGAAGAGAAGGGAGGGAGAAGAGGGGAAGGGAGGGGGAGGCGGCACUUGGGCUGCAGCUCGCAACCAGAGGCAGUCUCUCUCAGCUCUCGGAGGGACCGAGAGAGGCAACCGCGGAGUAGGAUGCUCUGCGGGGCGCCCAGAGCCGGGGGCGCUUGAAGCAGCUUCGGGGACUGGGGCAACCGGGCAGUUUUCACCAUGCAUCAGUCCCUGACUCAGCAGCGGUCCAGCGACAUGUCCCUGCCCGAUUCCAUGGGAGCAUUCAAUCGGAGGAAACGAAACUCCAUCUAUGUCACCGUGACUUUGCUUAUUGUGUCCGUGUUAAUUCUCACAGUGGGCCUUGCUGCAACCACCAGGACCCAGAAUGUGACUGUAGGAGGUUAUUACCCAGGAGUUAUUCUCGGCUUUGGAUCAUUCCUUGGAAUCAUCGGAUCAAACCUUAUUGAAAACAAAAGGCAGAUGCUGGUGGCUUCUAUCGUGUUUAUCAGCUUUGGUGUGAUUGCAGCUUUUUGUUGUGCCAUAGUUGACGGGGUCUUUGCUGCCAGACACAUUGAUCUGAAACCACUCUAUGCUAACCGGUGCCAUUAUGUUCCCAAGACAUCCCAGAAGGAAGCUGAGGAGGUCAUAAGUUCCUCAACCAAAAAUUCUCCUUCCACGAGGGUUAUGAGGAACCUUACCCAGGCAGCUAGAGAGGUUAACUGCCCUCACCUCAGCCGUGAAUUCUGCACACCUCGCAUCCGGGGCAACACCUGCUUCUGCUGUGACCUCUACAACUGUGGCAACCGGGUGGAGAUCACUGGUGGGUACUACGAAUACAUCGAUGUCAGCAGUUGCCAAGAUAUCAUCCACCUCUACCACCUGCUCUGGUCUGCCACCAUCCUCAACAUUGUUGGCCUGUUCCUGGGCAUCAUCACUGCCGCUGUCCUUGGAGGCUUUAAGGACAUGAACCCAACUCUCCCAGCACUGAACUGCUCUGUUGAAAAUACCCAUCCAACAGUUUCUUACUAUGCUCAUCCCCAAGUGACAUCCUACAAUACCUACUACCAUAGCCCUCCUCACCUGCCACCAUAUUCUGCUUAUGACUUUCAGCAUUCCAGUGUCUUUCCAUCCUCCCCUCCCUCUGGACUUUCUGAUGAGCCCCAGUCUGCCUCUCCCUCACCCAGCUACAUGUGGUCCUCAAGUGCACCGCCCCGUUACUCUCCACCCUACUAUCCACCUUUUGAAAAGCCACCACCUUACAGUCCCUAAAGAGGAAUGCCUGCUGGCUAUUGAGAUUAUUGUGGCUUUUGUAUUUCUGCUUCAGUGGAAGUGUGUAGGGUACAAAAUUUAAAGUGUGACUUUUAUGCAUAAAGUUUUACAAUGGCCUGCCAGGCUAGGGAAAGAUAGGGAUGAAGCUUAUUCAUUAUUAGUGCAGAGCAGGGGUGGCUAGGCUGAACCCAGCACAGAAGAAGGGCAGCUCACACUCUCUAAGCAAGGCUGGGGAGCCAGCCCAGCAAGAAGCUUGUCGUGUUUGGACCUGCAUUACCCUAUGCUCCACCUCUGUAUUCAGCAGAAGUGUGGCUGCCAUCUGUUUCACUUUAUGUAAAGAAGUGUUGUCCUCAGGCCCUUGGCAGAUUGCCACCCCAGCACCUAGGUUGAAGCACCCGGCUUAUAGGUCCUAUCUUUCCCUACCACUAAAGUCAGUCCCUAAGGACAAUUUCCCAGCUGAUGGGGCUACACAGUAGUUCCAAUACAGAGAGUUCUGGCUAAGAUUUUGUUUGCUUGUGUCUGGAUGUUGAAAAAGGCUGCCCAUAUCUCUUACUCCUUUCUUCUCUGUGAGUAUUGUAAAAAUGGCUGUUGUGAUCACUCAGCUCAGCUUUUGUUAUUGGUACCUCCUAAAGGGAAAAGUGCAAUAUUCUUGCAUCUUGAGUAGUGGGGAACAGGAUGUAUUGUUCCGGAAACACUGAAAUACACAGCAACAUGUGAGAUGCUUUAAGUAGAUCACUUAGGAGACAGUGGUUCUACUACAUGUUGCAUUAUUACAAAAUACAUUUGCUACAGGAGAUAUAAAUCUUAUGGUUGUAAUUAAGAGUUUAAAAAUGUUAUAAAUUAGGUUCUUGGGUCGUGAUAUGAAUUGUUACUAAUCUUUGUGACUAUUUAAUCUUCAAAUAUUGUGCUUAACCCCAGCAAUCCGCACGUAUCCUGCACCCCACCCCAAAAGACUGUAUUUUAAUACCACUGGUCUUACUGGUCCUUUUUUCUGUUGAGACCAGUCACGACAGCAUUCAAGAUUAUGAAAGUGUUACAAUGCCGCUUCAAGUCUGCAAAACCUCAAACAUAACCAACUUGACAAAUACUUAAGUGUUAUGGUAGAUUUAAAAUCCAUCUGGCACACCGUGGUAGAUUAUUUGUACAGUUCUUUUAAUUACACAUAGCUUUAAACCAUCAACCUGAUAAGUUUAAAACACUUUUGCACCCAUGCCUUCACUUCAGAAUGAACACCUUCAUUGUGAUCUUAUGCUAACCUGAGAAUUGAUUUAAAGGAAGAUUGAUAAUCCUAAACUUUAUAACGUAAAAAAUACAGGGGCUACAGGACGGUACCUAAUUAGACAGUUCUCCAAACACAGAACACACACUAGAAAAAUUUCCGGCCAAUAUUGCUACCUCCCAACUUAAUGGAUUAGAGGUAGCAGACAAAUGCUGGUGCUCCCAUCUACCUUGUAGACACCCAGCCAUCAAGAAUCAAGGCACAAGAAGUGCACUCUCUCAUUAUUAACAGUAAAUGUUUGCAAGAUAUCCAGUUUAACUUUCAGCAUCAUGAAUGUUGUCUUAUCCAGAUUUUGAAUCUGAAAAACUAUAAUCCUUUUGUGUUAUACAAAAUUACUAUGAUUUUUUACAGUUCUGAGCAUAUUAAAAUUCUACUGGAUUUCAAAGAGACUAAUACCCAAUUGACUUACUAAACAAAUACCAACUUGUAAUACUCAAUGAAUUUUUUUGCCAUUUACACUUGACCAUUUGCUUUAGUGAAUGUCUGUAUUUAAUUUUUUAAAGGCACCAUUACACAGUAUAUCCUACAUUUAUCACAUUUCUUAAAGUGUUAAGAUUCUAUGGCUCAUUUCUAUGUAUUUUUCUUACUUUACAAAAUAACCUGAAACAGUAUAGAUUUUGUAACACUUAAUUUGAGCAGCUUUUAUUACAUUGAAUUAUAUAAAGUGCAUGUUACCUUGGAAAAAUUAUUUGCUGCUUUACUCUUUUGCAAAACAUUUGCUGUAAUGAAGGGAUUUGUAUUUCCAAUAUGUAUCUUGACUGCAUUUUGUAAUAUUUACUGCUUUAUUCCUAAUUCUGCUUUAAAGUAUUGAACUGGGCAUGAAACAUUAAAAUAUUAAUCCAGAACCUGUAUAAACUGGAUGUUGCUUAAAAUCUGUAUCACUGCCAUGUUGAAAACUCAGACUGCUUUUGUGAUGUUUCAAAUGAAUAAAACUAUCCUCCUCCUUAUCCACUUGUGUCAAGGUAGCUAUAAAAGUACAGCAAAUGCUCUAAAGCAACUGACAGCAGCUGACUCACUUUUGACUAUUAGGGUUCAAGAUAAAAGGGGACAUGAUUAACCAACAUAUAAAACCUAAUGGGAAAUUCUGCCAUGCUGUCAUCAGAAAUACAGCU
Cercocebus atys (sooty mangabey) is the source of this 3688-nucleotide messenger RNA. It is a transcript of the gene TMEM255A, whose product is annotated as transmembrane protein 255A. NCBI's taxonomy places the organism in Eukaryota, Metazoa, Chordata, Mammalia, Primates, Cercopithecidae. The transcript has 10 exons. The coding region runs from base 248 to 1297 and encodes 349 amino acids. The record is from RefSeq and is a predicted model, not a curated record.